AUGGGACACCUGCAGCUGCUGCUCAUGGAGAACUUCAAGUCCUGGCGGGGCCGCCACGUCAUCGGCCCCUUCAAGAGGUUCUCCUGCAUCAUCGGCCCCAACGGCUCCGGAAAAUCAAAUGUAAUGGAUGCACUUAGUUUUGUAAUGGGAGAGAAAAUAGUUAAUUUAAGAGUGAAAAGUAUUCAGGAACUUAUUCAUGGAGCACACAUUGGAAAACCUGUUUCUUCCUUUGCAAGUGUACAAAUUGUAUAUGUAGAGGAAGAUGGAGAAGAGAAGAAAUUCUCAAGGAUUAUUCAAGGAGGAUGCUCAGAAUUUUAUUUUAAUGAUAAUCUUGUGAGUCGUUCUGCUUACGUCGCAGAGCUGGAAAAGAUAGGUAUAAUAGUCAAAGCACAGAACUGUUUAGUUUUUCAGGGAACUGUAGAGUUGAUUUCCAUGAAAAAACCCAAAGAAAGAACUCAGUUUUUUGAGGAAAUCAGCACUUCAGGAGAACUGAUAGGCGAAUAUGAGGAAAAGAAAAAGAAGUUACUAAAAGCUGAAGAAGAUGCACAGUUUAAUUUUAAUAAGAAAAAAAGUGUGGCUGCAGAGCGUAAGCAGGCAAAAUUAGAGAAAGAUGAGGCAGAACGCUACCAGAGUCUCCUUGAAGAACUAAAAGCACACAAGAUAGAGCUGCAGCUUUUCCAACUGUACUACAAUGGGAAAAAAAUUGAUUAUCUGAGCACCGAGUUAGAGCGUGUGAAUAGGGACUUGAGUGUUACAAAAGAGUCCUUUGAUCAUCAUGAGAACAUAAUGAAAGCCAAGAAAAAGGAGCAUGGAGUGCUGUCAAGACAACUGCAACAAACAGAGAGAGGACUGAAGUCUAUUGACGCACUUUUAAAUGUGAAGAGGCCUCAGUAUAUUAAAGCUAAAGAAAACACUUCUCACCACCUCAAGAAAUUGGAAGAAUAUAAGAAAACAAUAAAGGAUGGUGACAAACAAUGUUCUAAACAAGAAGAUGACAUAAGAGUCCUGGAGAAAGAACUGAUUGAUUUAGAUAACACAUGGAAACUUUUUGAGAAGCAGGUUGAAGAAAAAAUCUUACAUAAAGAAGACAUUGAGCUGGAAGCUAGUCAGCUGGAUUGUUACAAAGAACUAAAGGAGCAAGUAAGAAAGAAAGUAGCUAUAAUGACACAACAGUUGGAAAAACUACAGUGGGAACAGAAGACAGAAAAAGAAAGACUGGCAUUCGAAAAGAGACGGCAUGGAGAAGUUGAGGGAAAUCUGAAGCAAAUAAAAGAACAAAUAGAAGAUCAUAAAAAACGAAUAGAGAAAUUGGAGGAGUAUACAAAGUCAUGCAUGGAAUGCUUGGAAGAGAAAAAACAGCAAGAGGACAUCUUGAUGGAUGAAAUUAAAAAAACAAAAUCAAGAAUGUCUGAAGUUAAUGAGGAAUUGAACCUUAUUAGAAAUGACUUGGAGAAUGCUGGAAUUGAUAACCAUGAAGGGAGACGUCAGCAGAAGAGAGCAGAAAUUCUGGAUCACCUCAAAAGGCUUUACCCAGAUUCUGUGUUUGGAAGACUGCUUGACCUGUGUCAUCCUAUUCAUAAGAAAUACCAGCUGGCAGUGACUAAGGUUUUUGGCCGGUACAUGGUUGCCAUAAUCGUCACUUCUGAAAAGGUAGCAAGGGAUUGUAUUCGAUUUCUGAAGGAGGAAAGAGCAGAACCUGAGACAUUCCUCGCUCUCGAUUACCUUGAUAUCAAGCCAAUUAAUGAAAGACUAAGAGAACUUAAAGGCUGCAAAAUGAUGGUUGAUGUUAUAAAGACUCACAUUCCUCAGCUGAAGAAAGUAAUUCAGUUUGUAUGUGGAAAUGGCCUUGUCUGUGAAACUGUGGAGGAAGCAAGACACAUUGCAUUUGGCGGACCUGAGAGACGGAAAACAGUAGCCCUUGAUGGAACUCUGUUUUUAAAGUCUGGGGUGAUCUCUGGAGGAUCAAGUGACUUACGACAGAAGGCUAGAUGCUGGGAUGAGAAAGAGAUAAAGAAUCUCAAAGAUAAAAGGAACCAGCUGGUUCAGGAACUCAAGGAUUUGAUGAAGGCACUCCGCAAGGAAAUAGAUUUGAAACAAAUACAGACCCAAAUACAAGGAACUCAGACACGACUCAAAUAUUCACAGAGUGAACUGGAGAUGAUUAAGAAGAAGCAACUUGCUAAUUUUUCCAGGGAACAAUCUCAACUACAAAGCGAAUUACUAAACAUAGAGGCUCAGUGCACUAUGCUGAGCCAAGGAAUCACAGAACAGCAGCAGAAAAUCGAAGAUUUUCAAGAGAAGAUAGACAAGGUUGAAGAUGACAUAUUCCAAAAGUUUUGUGAAGAAAUUGGCGUAGCAAAUAUUCGUGAAUUUGAGAAUAUACAUGUUAAACAGCAUCAAGAAGUUGAUCAAAAAAGAUUGGAAUUUGAAAAACAGAAAACUCGGCUUAAUGUUCAGAUUGAAUAUAGUCAAAACCAACUUAAGAAGAAACUGAGCAAGAUCAACACAUUAAAAGAAACACUCCAGAAAGAUAGAGAAGAAACUGAUAAGCUAAAGAAGGUGGAAGAUGACUGUCUCCAAGAGGUGGAUGACCUCAUGGCAAAACGGCAGCAAUUUAUGGACAUGUUUGUCACUCAGAACUCUGACACUGAGAAAGCUCAAACUCAGAUUGAAGAGGAACGGAAGAAGAUUUUGGCCAUUGAUAGGGAUCUGGACAAAUUGCAAAAGGAAAUUGUAAUCAUUCAGACGUCUCUGGAACAGAAACGACUAGAGAAGCAUAACUUGCUGCUUGACUGCAAAGUUCAAGACAUUGAAAUCAUUCUCUUGUUGGGGUCCCUGGAUGACAUCAUCGAAGUGGAGUUGGGGACUGGAACAGAAAGUACCCAGGCGACAACUGACAUCUAUGAGAGGGAGGCGGCCAUGGAAAUAGACUACAGCUCUCUACGGAGUGACUUAAAGGCCCUGCAAAGAGACAAAGAAGUGCAGGUCUACUUGACUCUCUUUCGGGAGCAAAUAGCAGCCAAAGAAGACAUUCUGUUGAAGACAGCAACCCCAAACCUGCGAGCCCUGGAGAACUUAAAGAAUGUCAGAGACAAGUUUCAAGAGUCCACAGAUGCAUUUGAGGCCAGCAGAAAGGAAGCCAGAAUAUGCAGGCAGGAGUUUGAGCAGGUGAAGAAGAAGAGAUUCGACCUUUUCAGCCAAUGCUUCGAGCACGUCUCCAUCUCAAUUGACCAGAUCUACAAGAAGCUCUGCAGAAACAGCAGUGCCCAGGCAUUUCUUAGCCCAGAGAAUCCUGAAGAGCCGUACCUGGAGGGAGUCAGCUACAACUGUGUGGCUCCAGGAAAACGGUUUAUGCCGAUGGACAACUUGUCAGGCGGGGAAAAGUGCGUGGCAGCUCUGGCUCUCCUGUUCGCUGUGCACAGUUACCGGCCUGCCCCAUUCUUUGUUCUAGAUGAAGUGGAUGCAGCCCUGGACAAUACUAACAUUGGCAAAGUGUCAAGUUACAUCAAAGAGCAGACUCAAGAACAGUUUCAGAUGAUCAUCAUCUCCCUGAAAGAAGAGUUCUAUUCCAAAGCUGACGCUCUCAUCGGCAUCUAUCCUGAGCACAAUGACUGCAUGUUCAGCCGAGUUCUGACUCUGGAUCUUUCUCGGUAUCCAUGUGACCUUCCAGGCCAAGAAGGCAAAAAACAGCAGGAUGCUCAAGAGUCCAGAGACUCCCAUUCCUGUUAG
Messenger RNA from Dipodomys spectabilis (banner-tailed kangaroo rat), 3729 nucleotides. RefSeq names its product structural maintenance of chromosomes 1B (gene Smc1b). Lineage: Eukaryota; Metazoa; Chordata; Mammalia; Rodentia; Heteromyidae. The coding region runs from base 1 to 3729 and encodes 1242 amino acids. Gene Ontology annotation, molecular function: DNA binding; protein binding; ATP binding. The record is from RefSeq and is a predicted model, not a curated record. Gene Ontology annotation, cellular component: cohesin complex; nucleus; chromosome. Gene Ontology annotation, biological process: sister chromatid cohesion. The transcript has 25 exons.